Messenger RNA from Opisthorchis viverrini, 1669 nucleotides. RefSeq lists its product as hypothetical. The transcript has 3 exons. The coding region runs from base 1 to 1113 and encodes 370 amino acids. NCBI's taxonomy places the organism in Eukaryota, Metazoa, Platyhelminthes, Trematoda, Opisthorchiida, Opisthorchiidae. Gene Ontology annotation, cellular component: membrane. The record is from RefSeq and is a predicted model, not a curated record.
AUGUUGCCUACACAAAGGAAGCACGGUGUUCGGGCGUCAUUUGUCAUUGCUGUGACUUGCGCCUUCUUGUCUUCGAUUCUUAAUAUAAUAAGCUUCGUGUCGCCUUACUGGAUAGUCGCAAAAUAUGGUAACAAUCAGGGCUUUCAAAGGCUCGGCCUAUGGGAAGUGUGCUUCCACAAUUUUAUAUUUCCGGAAGAUUACGUUUCCAAGGCCUACGAAGGCUGUUGGUACAUCUACUAUCCGGAAUAUAAGUACAUUCGUUUUUGGUUAAAUCCACCAUGGCUGUAUGCUUGUCAAAUACUUUCAAUCAUUGGACUCAUAUGCAGCCUGCUUGGACUGCUCUUCGUAAUUCUGACUCUGUGCGAGAUUUAUGGAACACGGGAGAGGAAGCCGAAAAUCACCAUAAUUUGCCUCGAGGCUACAAGUCUAUGCUGUACUAUAGUCAUCAUUACUGCCGUGGGCGUGAUGAGUAAGGAUCGAGAGUGGAUGCCACGCUCAGACUACAAUGAAGUUUCAUGGGGUUUCGCGUUUGCAGUGUUGUCCGGAUUCGCUACGGUCUUUUGCCUCUUUGGUUUACUCACUCACUUUCUGUCCGUGGAAAGUCGUAUCAAAAUGGAGGAUCCCUCCGUCAGACAGAAACUCCUAGAUGUCAACGCCAAGCAUGGCUACCCGAGGUCAGUUUCUGGGUUCGAUGUGGCUGCAGCCACUGAUUCUAAGUUGGGAGGAGGCGUCCCCUCCCUGUUCACCAUGCCACCAACCGGCUCCCAGUUUGGACCAGGCAGCACAAUGAUCGUGCCAGGAACUGCGAGCGCACUUAGCCGGGGAACAGUUGCUCCUGGAGCUGUGGGUACCGCGGCUCAGGGAACGUCUGCUGCAACGGUUUCGGCAAAACUGCGCCAAUCGCUUGAGGCUCAGCAAGCUGCGAUUUUAGCAGCAAAUGCAAGAGCAGCUGAAUCCGGAGGUACCGGUGCAGGAUCAUCGGCGACAUAUCAGCAAAACAUCCGGCGAGACCCUGGUUCAAGUAGUUCACUGAAUCGACAGUAUCCACCGAUUUCACAUCAAGGAUCCUACACUCAUCUUCAUCCUGCAGUUGCAAUGGACUCUACUGUCUAACCACUACUUUUUCGCACGUCACAGUUCCAGUACUUUCAAUAUGUACUAACGAUUUUGUUCUCCUAAUCGAGUCAUACCAAAUCUCUUUGAUAUCCUAAGUAAUCACGGUGCACAGCUUGAAUCCUCUUGUCUCAAAAGUGGAAUCGAUGUUGUGCUCAGUGUUCAGUGGACGAGAAUGUGUACAUAUUUUGCCGUGGGAUGACGCAACAUACGGGAUGUCCAGGCCGUUGACUUCUCUGUGAUGUAGUUGAUUGAAGGGUUUGAGCAGACUGUCCUGCUGUAUUCGCCACCUGUUUCUAGUACGAACGCGACGGGAAUAAAUUGAAUCUGAUCGCUCAACUGAUGUAAACAAAAACUAGAAAUCAUCUAGUGCUCUCAAUCUCACGAAAUUUUGAAGAAAUUAGAUGGUCCUAAUCAUACCUUCUAUGCUUACUCUUUCUCGAAACGCUGAUCUGUUGCGUUAUUUUCGGGCGGUUCCCAACCAUUGAAUGAAAUUCAUGGUUGAAGUGUAAUAUGUGCCUACGGCGUCCCAGUCAAAUGAAGAAACCGCUUAUUG